Messenger RNA from Salvia splendens (bonfire salvia), 1945 nucleotides. Its product is annotated as IMPACT family member in pol 5'region. Gene Ontology annotation, cellular component: cytoplasm. Lineage: Eukaryota; Viridiplantae; Streptophyta; Magnoliopsida; Lamiales; Lamiaceae. The record is from RefSeq and is a predicted model, not a curated record. Gene Ontology annotation, biological process: regulation of translational initiation. The transcript has 7 exons. Bases 291 to 950 code for a protein of 219 amino acids.
CAAAUAUGAAACCACUCGCGAGCCGGCGAGUGCUUAUCGCGUCGGAAUGGGCUCACCCCUCAAGGUUGGGCGGCCCGGUGCGGUGACCCGUCCCCGUCCCCGUCCCAUCUUAGCGGGACUGGCCAACACCAUAUCGGGCCAACUGUCGUGGAUGCUCUCAGUUGGGAUGUAAAGCCAAACAGAAUAUAUCAGUCUCAUUUCACAUUAUUUCCUCAAACAAAAAAUUGUGUAGUUUGGAUUCCAUUUGUAGUAUUAUCGAAAAAAUUGUCGUGAGAUCUCCGGCGCAGCACAUGCCGCUGCCGCUGCCUAUCGCUCGCCUAACCUUCAAUCAGUUUACAAACAAUACUUUUAGCAAGGUCAAAGGUCUGUCUUUGUCAAUGGUCACAGCUUCUUCCGGUGGAGGCGGCGCAUUCACCACGCUCAAAGAGAGAGUCUCUUUUGACAAAGAAAUCAAGAAAAGCAAAUUCAUCGCCAUCGCCGCCCCUAUCUCUGAUGAGCCCUCCGCUUUCUCCUUUCUUUCCGAGGUUCGUGAAUCCCGUGCCACUCACAAUUGCUGGGCUUACAAGAUUGGAGAUCAGUUUCGGAGUAACGAUGACGGUGAACCAUCUGGAACAGCUGGCAAGCCAAUACAAUCGGCAAUUGAGUCUUCCGGAAUAGAUAGAGUUAUGGUGGUUGUUAUCAGGUACUUUGGAGGAAUCAAACUUGGCACUGGAGGAUUGGUUAGAGCUUACGGAGGUGUAGCUGCAGAAUGCUUAAAAAAUGGCCAAACUUGUCUUGUGAAAUCCAAAGUUCCUAUGGGUUUGGAGGUCACGUUUGAUCUUUUGGGAGUUCUAUACCACCAAGUAAAUAUCUCAUCAAGUUAUGUUAGCUUUAAAACAAAUACCUUCAAUCAUAUUAUUAUCAUAACUAUAAAUACCUUCAGUUUUCAUCCGACGACCCAAAGGAUAUAGUCCGACUACUGGGACUUGUUCUGGCGGCGGAGCCCUAAUUGGAUUCAGAUGACGUCACUGCAACAAACAAACACACCCUCUUCUGGAGUUCUGGAUGGUUAAAGUCGACGACGACGAUCACAUCGCGCUGAGAAACGCGGGCAACGACUACUUCUGCCUCAACGCGCACCAUAACCAACGGGACCAAAUUGAGAGUGCAGGAGCUGGUGUUGGAGAGGAAGAUCUACAACGUGGUGUAUCAGAUGGAGGACUCGAGGAUAUAUGGCAAGACGCCUUUUCUGGCGGGCUCGACCAUGCUCACCAACGACAUGGAUCACGAGAACACGAUGACAGACGAGAAAUCUUACUUGUUUACUCGGGGCGUGACUGUGAAAACAGGUGACGUUUCUGCAUCAUAAUUAGUUGUGUUCUUUAUUUACCAGUUCAGUCAUUAUCCGUACGUUUCUGCAUCAACAGGGGUGGAGACCAGCAUCAAAACGAAGGUGCCCUGGAUUACAGAAGCAGGGAUUAAAGUGUCGUUUGAGAUAAGCAGGUCGUUUCAGUGGGACGAAACCACCAAGACUACUACAACAGUUUCUGCUUCAGGCACAGUUCCUGUGCCGGCGAAGAGUAGGGCUGUAGUGGAUUAUGUUGGGACAAUAGGCACCUGCAAUAUCCCUUUUUCUUACUCUUAGGAAGACCACAGUUCCCUCAACGGUGCAGUUACUUAUUCCAAUCAGAUUGAUGGUAUCUACGAGGGAGUUAAUUGUUACAACUUCAACUUUCAUGUCAGAUCAACUCACACCCUCUGAACGAGUCGAGCAUGUCUAUAAGCUCCCUCCCUUCUGGGUUUUCUUUAUCAGUUGGUUUUCUUUAUCAGUUCUUUCCCAGAUUGUAUUGCACUCAAACCGGUCUUAGAACGUUUUCUUUGUCGCUUCUUUCCCAGAUCGAACCGGUCUUGGAACGUUCUAUGAAUGUCUUCUUUAUUUCACUCAUAAUAAAUCAUCAUUUCCUUA